Neocloeon triangulifer is the source of this 2936-nucleotide messenger RNA. It is a transcript of the gene ss, whose product is annotated as aryl hydrocarbon receptor. Lineage: Eukaryota; Metazoa; Arthropoda; Insecta; Ephemeroptera; Baetidae. The transcript is spliced from 13 exons. Bases 93 to 2207 code for a protein of 704 amino acids. The record is from RefSeq and is a predicted model, not a curated record. Gene Ontology annotation, cellular component: nucleus; aryl hydrocarbon receptor complex. Gene Ontology annotation, biological process: regulation of transcription by RNA polymerase II. Gene Ontology annotation, molecular function: protein dimerization activity; nuclear receptor activity; transcription cis-regulatory region binding.
CACUGGCGGUGACCAACUGCGGAGCAGUAGUAGGGCCCCUGAAGGAGCCCACGGGGGCCCUGUACCACGACUAUGGCGCGCCACCGCCCCCGAUGCGGCCCCACCAGGCCACCCCCUGCGCCACCUCCAGUCAACUGGGCACCGUGUACGCCACCAAGAGACGACGGCGGAACGGCAAAAGUAUAAAGCCGCCGCCGAAGGAUGGAGUGGCAAAGAGCAACCCGAGCAAGCGGCACCGGGAGCGACUGAACGCCGAGCUGGACACCCUGGCCAGUUUGCUGCCCUUCGAGCAGAACAUCCUGAGCAAGCUGGACCGGCUGUCGAUCCUGCGGCUCGCUGUCAGCUACCUCCGCACCAAAAGCUACUUCCACGUGGUGAUGCACAGAGACAAAGAGGACGGUCUUCACGGCGACCCUUCCUUCAGGCAUCGAGACCUCACAGCAAUAGAUCAUUCCGUUUUGGACGGCGAUAUGUUCCUGCAGGCGCUGAAUGGGUUCCUGCUGAUCCUGACAUGCGAGGGCGAGGUGUUCUUCGCCACCCACACCAUCGAGAGCUACCUGGGCUUUCACCAGUCGGACAUAGUGCAUCAAAGUGUGUACGAGUUGGUGCACAGCGAGGACCGCGAGGAGCUGCAGAGGCAGCUGCUGUGGAACUCGUUCCUGCCCACCGAGCACGCCGGGUGCGCCCUGCCAGAGGCCCUCGACACCUACUGCCAACUGCUCGAGCGCUCCUUCACCGUGCGCUUCCGCUGUCUUCUGGACAACACCUCUGGCUUCCUUAGAUUGGAUAUUCGGGGCCGAGUCAAAGUGCUCCACGGCCAAAACAGGAAAACGGAGGACCCGCCGCUGGCCUUGUUUGCCAUCUGCACACCCUUCGGGCCGCCGUCGCUACUCGAGGUGCCACAAAAAGAAGUCAUGUUCAAGAGCAAACACAAACUUGAUCUCUCUCACGUUUCCAUGGACCAGCGGGGGAAGCUACUGUUGGGCUACACGGACGCCGAGUUGACCAACAUGGGUGGCUACCACCUAGUUCACUACGAUGAUCUCGCUUAUGUGGCCAGUGCGCACCAAGAAUUGCUGAAAACUGGUGCCAGUGGCAUGAUCGCCUACAGGUACCAGACCAAGGAGGGUACCUGGCAGUGGCUGCAAACCUCGUCCAGGCUUGUCUACAAAAACUCCAAGCCUGACUUCGUCAUCAGCACUCACCGGCCGCUCAUGGAGGAGGAAGGCCGCGACUUGCUGGGCAAACGCACCAUGGACUUCAAAGUGAGCUACCUGGACGCGGGGCUAACAAACUCGUAUUUCGCAGAUUCCGACUCAACGACCCCUAGUGUUUCAACUCCCACAAGUUCCCCGGCGCCCAGAGUCACUCGGAGGUACAGAAAAUUCUCUAAACCGACCGGGAAACAACCAAAAGCCGAACAAAUGCACCUCAAUAAUUACAAUGAGGACAACGAUAUGUACAAAACGCAGCUGCGCGACUUCCUGUCGACGUGUCGGUCAAAACGCAAGCUGCAGUCGACGCCGCCCGCCCCCGAGAGCACGCCGCCGACACCCCCAGAGGUGGUUGUGGCGACGGUGGCGGCGCCGCCCCCGCCGCCUCCAGUCGCCGCCGCCUACUACUACCCCGAGUACCCUCAGUACCCGCAAUACCCUCCCACGGCGGUGGACACCUCCAUGUUCCAGUAUCGCUACUACCCUCCCGAGUACUCCCCCGCCACCUCCAUGCCCUACACAAAUGGGUACGGCCUCGAAAGGGUCAUGAGCUCCGGCUACGAGGUCAAAACCAGCCCCCAUGACGACAGACUGCAGUAUCCGCCUUGCCAGCUAGAUGGAAGAUAUUUCAAGUCGGAGUCGUCGCCACCACCGUCGGUGCACUCGUCGUCGGUGGACCUGAAGAAGAGUCCGUCGUCGCCGGGCGCCGACAUCAAGCUGGAGCGGCAGACGGUGCUGAUGUGGGGGUCGACGCGGCCGUCCACGCCGACGGCCGUCGUCGGCUGGGAACCGAACGACCCGCUCAAGUCGCUGGCGGACAUGCAGCACUACCGGGCGCCCUCGCCGGUCAGCCAGUUGCACCACCACCAGUACACCGGCGAGGCCGAUGAUGGACAACAGCUCAGUGGUGGUGAGCCCGUCGUGCGCAAGCAGGAACAACGCAGUCCUCUGCUGUCCAUCUCAGAGGUGACCAACACCCUGCUGGACCAUUGAGACCAGUCAACACCCAGUGACCAGUGCCGAGCUCUCCGCAAAUCAAAACUACGAGCAUCUGAAUCAUCUCUUUUAUUUAUGAACAUUAAGAAAAAACAUUUUCAUUCCACUUGCUACGUCAACACAACGAGUGCGUCAAUAUCGAUCCGAAUGAGAUUUUCUCUCCCUUAAAUUAUAAAUAAAUAUAUGAAGAAAAAUAAAGUGAAAAACGGACUACUUUGUAUUGCUGUAAAUUUUUUAUUGUUUUCUGUGAUAAGUGUUGUUUUCAUAUUAUUAUAUAUAAAUUAAAAACUCGUCUCAGAAUUUAACAAUUAUAUAUGAAUGGAAAAUCAACGUGUCACAACCACUCAAAAGGCCUGCUAAUUGAUGUAAUUUACUACCCCUCUCCCUAUCUCUCGAUGUCUCUUCGGUUUCAGAAGACCAGAGAAGAAAACUCAUUUAAUUCUUGUACAAGAAAUGAAUUCUUCAACGAACUAAAUUUUAAGGACUCUCAUCGCUCUUUUGUAACUCUGAAGAAGGUUUAAUAAGGCCUGCACACUUUAUGUUGUGAUUGUCAUACUCAUACUAUGCGCACCCUCUCUUUCUCUCUCAUUAUGUAAAACUACUAAAAAAAAAUGUGGAAAAGAAAGAAAUAAAAGCAGACAAAAUCAUCAAAACGUUCUUUUCGUCCAUGUAUUUAAAAUAUAAAUCGAAAUAAAUAAUAAAAUGUGUACUUGUCACAUUUAAAGU